AUCGUCAUUGCCAUUGUUCACCCAUGGCUUCUAAUUCCAGGCAACAACUCCACAACUCUAGAAGCUACCUACAGAGGAAGGCAACUGGUACCCUGAACCCUUUAACUUAAUUUUCGUAUGCAGUACUUAAAUAAACUCCGUUCAUCAUGCGUCCGCACUUAACUUUUACAUGAGUGUUCCUUUUCCUUUCACAUCAUUGAAUUAAGUUGCGUUUCUAUCCCUAGUCCCCCGAGUCUUCCGACAUCAUGGGUGUUAACGGCCUCUGGACCGUGGUCCAACCCUGCGCGCGACCCACGAACCUCGCAACUCUCAACCGAAAGCGGCUCGCCGUCGAUGCCUCCAUCUGGAUCUACCAGUUCCUCAAAGCCGUGCGCGACAAGGAGGGUAACGCCUUGCGCAACUCCCACGUUGUAGGCUUCUUCCGCCGCAUAUGCAAGCUACUAUGGUUCGGUAUCCGCCCCGUGUUCGUGUUCGACGGCGGCGCACCCGCGUUGAAGAGACAGACUAUUAAGAGUCGGAAACAGAGGAGAGAGGGCAGAAGGGAGGAUGCGGCGAGGACUGCGGGUAAAUUGCUCGCGGUACAGAUGCAGAGGAUGAUCGAAGAGGAAGAUGAAAAGAGGAAGCGGAGAAAAGAGCAAAGAGAAACAGAGAGGGAAGAGCCCGUGGAAGAGAUUCCCGAUGCGGAUAAGUUGGUCUACGUGGAUGAGCUGGGGAUGAGCCAGACCGAACGACAAAAAAGCAGGAAGUUCUUCAAGCAGGAUGCAUACCACUUACCUGACCUGAACAACAGCAUCCAGGGCAUGGGUCAGCCGGAUGACCCACGUAUCAUGAGUAUCGAGGAGCUAGAAGAAUACGCGAGACAAUUUAACAGCGGCGAGGAUAUCAACGUCUACGAUUUCAGCAAGAUCGAUUUCGAGGGCGAGUUUUUCAAAAGCUUGCCACCUGUCGAUAGGUAUAAUAUUCUAAAUGCUGCUAGAAUACGUAGUCGGUUGAGGAUGGGUUUAAGCAAGGAACAAUUAGACGGCAUGUUUCCAGAUAGGAUGGCGUUCUCGCGGUUCCAGAUCGAAAGAGUGCGAGAGCGAAAUCAUUUGACGCAGAGGCUUAUGCAGGAAGCUGGUAUGACGGGAACUGAUCUCACUCUGGCCAAGAACGCGCGAAUAGCUGGAGAAAAGGAUCGCGAAUACAUCCUCGUCAAGAAUGAUGGGGCUGAAGGUGGAUGGGCCCUUGGUGUUAUCAGUAAAGAGAGGGAUCAUGGUGAGAUACAUAAGCCUAUCGACGUGGAUAAUCUGGAUUUUCAAUACCAGAAUAAGGAAGAGGACGACGAGUGGGAGGACGAAGACGAUUUUGAGGAUGUUCCUAUCGAAGGUAUAAACCGCUUGCCGAAAGUCCGAGCAGAGUCUCAAGCUGUCGUCGACGAGGAUGAAGACUCGUUGUUUGUCGGAGGAAACACCACAAACGGCAUUGAUGAUCUUUUUGAGACACAGAAUGAGGAGAGAAAUCCUCUCGUGGAUGAUGAGGAAGAGGAUCUUAACCGAGCUAUUGCACUGUCUCUUAGGAAUCAACAUGGUGCAACUUCACCAGGACAACAAGAGAUGGAGGAAGAGGAGGAAGCAUUUGAAGAUGUUCUAGCCCCUGAAUGGACACAAAAAGCCGUUGAGCAAUCAAAGCCGAUUGCCACUACAAGUGGCAGCAUGAUUGCACACAUCGUGAACAAUAGGGCCAACGCGGCUGUGUCGAAGCCUGCGCCCAAGCCCGUGCCUAAGCCCGUGCCAGAACGACGAAACAGCAACGAGAGUAGCGAUAGCGAAGUUGAUCUACGAGCAGCCUUAUCAAAGAGGAAGAAGAAGGCUCCGAUCUUCAAACAACCAGUUGUACCUGCUGUCCCUAAUGUGAAAAAUCCGUUUGAUGGGCCUUUGCCGUUUGAGAAAUUAGACUGGAGAUCUAGCAUUUUCGCAAAAAAGGAUAAGCAGAUUCCCACGAGAGUUGCCGAGAAGGAUGUUAAUAUGGAACCAAAUUCUGACGAUGAACUUGCUGGCGGGUUUGUGCGGGACGACGACGAAAGUAAAAUAGUGGAUCGUAAAGCGCAAGAGUCUGUAAAUCAUGAAAGGGAGGAAGCCCGCCCCCUCCCGCCAUGGAUGAUGCAAAAUGAGUCCGACAUCCGCGACUCUCUCAGAGCCCAAAGAGCGAUUGAGAGUGAAAUUAAUGAGCAAGAUCGAGAAGCCGCAUUUGAAGAGGAGAAGCGACGACGUAAAGAGGCGAUAAUUGAGAUCGAAUCUUCCGAUGACGAAAGUGAUAUUCAGAUCAUUGAAGCACCCCAACCGCCUCGUCAGAAAAGUCCCCCACGUGGAGAAGACCGAAGUACACCACGGCUGUCUCCUGCUACUACAGCAAGAAUUAAUCCUCCAAUUGCUGAUGAGGAAGAUCAAAUCGAGGAUACACGACACGCAGAUGCUAUACAAGAGCAGACUACUUCUCAAGUUGAGGCAAUGGAUGACGCUGUACAUGCAAAAUCUCCGUCCAAAUCGGCGUCGCCAGAACCAGACUUCGAAGAAGUUGAGAUAAUGCAACCUCCAGAUGAGCCUACCCACACCGUCAAUGACACCGUUACCCAAGCAGAGUCCCCAGAGCCGGUAUUCGAAGAUGUGGAUGCUCCUGAACCAGAAGUAGUCAAGCAACCCGAUGCAUCAGAAAAUGUAGCCGAAGAUGAUGGUAAUGAGAUGAUUUUCGGUGACGACUUCGAUGAUAAUGAAUUCAGUGAUCCCGAGGAAGAAGAGCUACUAGUUCAAAUGGCGGAAGAAGCACAAGAACAUGCGCGCUUCGCCAGUCAGCUAAACCAUAAAUCUGAGAAAGAAAACCAGGAAGCUUACGAACGAGAACUCAAAGCGUUACGGUCACAGCAGAAGAAGGACCGGAGAGAUGCAGAUGAGGUCACCCAGGUUAUGAUAACUGAAUGCCAGGCGCUAUUGCGAUUUUUCGGUAUUCCUUACGUAACCGCGCCAAUGGAAGCUGAAGCUCAAUGUGCCGAGCUGGUCCGACUUGGCCUAGUUGACGGCAUAGUCACAGACGAUUCAGACACCUUCCUCUUUGGCGGUACUCGAGUAUACAAAAACAUGUUCAAUAGUAACAAAUUUGUUGAGUGUUAUCUCGGGUCCGAUCUCGAAAAGGAACUCUCUCUUUCUCGCGAACAGUUAAUCUCACUGGCCCAAUUGCUAGGCUCUGAUUACACGGAAGGCCUUCCAGGAGUCGGACCCGUCACCGCCGUAGAGAUCCUUUCCGAGUUCCCCGGUAGAGAUGGGCUAGCAGAUUUCAAAGAAUGGUGGCAGGACGUCCAAAUUAACGGCCGACCCAAGGAAGCGGACCAAAAGUCGGUGUUUCGGAGGAAAUUCCGGAAGUCGCAAGGUACAAAGCUGUUCCUUCCUCCCGGGUUCCCGAGCCCGGCCGUGUUCGAGGCGUACCUGCACCCCGAAGUCGACUCCGACGCAGAACAAUUCCAGUGGGGCGUUCCGGACGUGGCAGGCCUGCGUCAGUUCCUAAUGAGUACGAUUGGGUGGAGUGAGGAUCGCACUGAUGAGGUCUUGGUGCCGGUCAUAAGGGAUAUGAACCGUCGUGAGGCAGAGGGCACGCAAAGUAAUAUCACUAGAUUUUUUGAAGGUAGUGUUGGUGUGGGGGCCAAGGAGGCAUUUGCCCCGAGGCAGAGGGUUCAAGGGAGUAAGCGGAUGGCACAGGCGGUCAAUAAGCUCCGCGCGAAGGCUGUGGUUGAUGGUAUUCCAGCCGCAGCAGAAGAAGGUGAUGAUGCUACUCCUGAGAACGAGAGCCUUGCUCCACCAUCAAGACGGCGGAAGAGGAAGGCUACGAACACGAUUACGAUUGACGACGACGACGAUGACUACGUUGAUGGUGAGGCCAAUGGCGAGGAUAAAGACGCGGAUAACGGAAACGGCGUUCGGAAGGCAACGAGCAAGCAAAAGGGCAAGGGCGUGAAAAGGGGAAAGAGAUCUAAGGCUUCUGCAUGAAUCCCUUAGUUGAGAUAUAUCAUCAUAUGCGUAGAAUUGGCUAUUACGUGCAUUGGGGAUGAAUUUGGGAGUCUUGUGGGUUGGAACUACGAGACAUUGUGUAUCCUACUAGGUGAAUUGAGUACAUCAAUUUACGGAAAUUUACUCCGAUGAUAUCGAAGCGCUACUAAGGUAGAGGUGUAUUUUGUGUCGGAUAUAUUGACUGUCGCUAUUGCUACAGACAAGAGUAAUAUCACUGAUUCAACGAUCUAGG
Messenger RNA from Annulohypoxylon truncatum, 4266 nucleotides. RefSeq names its product PIN domain-like protein. The record is from RefSeq and is a predicted model, not a curated record. Gene Ontology annotation, cellular component: nucleus. Gene Ontology annotation, molecular function: DNA endonuclease activity; single-stranded DNA binding. Gene Ontology annotation, biological process: nucleotide-excision repair. The coding region runs from base 246 to 4013 and encodes 1255 amino acids. The transcript has a single exon. NCBI's taxonomy places the organism in Eukaryota, Fungi, Ascomycota, Sordariomycetes, Xylariales, Hypoxylaceae.